AUGUCGCGCGACUGGGGCGACAAUGCUGGCCGCCCCAAGCGGACCUUGGAGGACCGCCAUGCCCCGUCCCGCUCCUCCCCCGAGGGCUUGCGACGGGAGGCGGACCUGCGUCGGGAGCUGUCCUCCAGGGACCAGCGCCGCUCGCCCCCUAGCGAUUCCCGGUGCUCCCCUGGUCGGGACGGCCGCCGCUCGCCGGCCCGGGACGGCCGUCGCUCCCCGCCCCGUGACGACCGCCGGGAUCGCCCUCGGUCGCCUGCCCCCGAGACUUGGCGCGCUGAACAACGUCGCUCUCCCUCGCCUGAGCGGCGCCGUGCUCGCUUCCCCUCCCCGGGCCGCAACCCCGUUCCACCUGCCGCCGAUGCUCCUACGCGCCGCUACCAACCCCCGCAGAACCAGCCUAACUUCCCUCCCGCCAAUGGAGGGAAUGGGGGCGGGGGCGCCAAGGCGUGA
Messenger RNA from Aegilops tauschii subsp. strangulata, 450 nucleotides. The record is from RefSeq and is a predicted model, not a curated record. Lineage: Eukaryota; Viridiplantae; Streptophyta; Magnoliopsida; Poales; Poaceae.